GUGGCUCACCUGUCAGAUUUGACAGGUGAGUCACGCCCUCUUCAUACAGAAAUGGUGAGUGUAAUUAAAUUCCAACAGUUCCAGUAAGCUUUUUCUGAUGUUUUAUUGUGCCAAACUUAACUUUUGUAAUAUGAUACAAAAAACAAAAAAUGGGUUAAUGGUACAUGUCACAUUUUUCUACAUGUGUUUUGGAUAUUUUGUCAAAUUUUCUCUCCAGUGAAACAUACACUUGUGAUUUAUCCUAUUUCAUAGCCCUUCAAAUGGUGAGUUAAUAAAUUUUCUUUUUUUAUUAUAUGGUCGACAACUAAUUUGUACACUUGUAUAUCACUUAAUAGGUUUUUAUUAAAACAUCACCUGCGCAGUUAAUAAAAGUUUUAUUUGGGCAACAGUUAGCUAAUAGAGCAAAUAACUUUGAGAUUUGAUGUACAAUGUAAAGUGCGUAAUAAAUCAAAUGUUGUAGUAAUUAGCAUUAUUUGUAAUAGGAAAAAAGUGCCCACUGCUUAAUUAUACUUAAUUAUUUCUUUGUAUGACUAGUUAAAAGAGGCCAAAUUUCUCCUAUUUUAGUUCAGUUCCCUGUGGGCCCAGUCACAGUGAACCACAGCCCAGGCUUGAGGUCCCUCUCGUGCGCCCCCUCACUUCAGCCGCGUGCCUGUUGCAUCUCUGUCUCCCGGGAGACCAGCAUGGAGAGCGGCAGCACGCAGACUCUUCUCCCCGGCACUGGAAUCAUGGAAGCCCCCCCACCACCCCCUUACUCCCUUCUCUCAUCCCCUCCUAUAGAGGAGGCGCCACCCGUAGGCAUGACCAAUGGAACAUAGAGUCUCCAUUGUGUCCGCGACACUUUAAUAAUGGCCGCCUACAAUAUCCAACCUGUCGGUAGCCUCAGGAGCCCAGCCCGUCCCUAUUAGGUGGGGGGGGUUGUAGAUGGCGAGAGGGGUGAACGCUCGGCGCCAGACCGACGUCUCUUGUGAUGGAUGCAUGAAUAAAAAAUGUAUGGAUGGAAGCCUAGUUGCAGGAUAUUCCCAUAAUAUGUUUGCGACACCUAUCUGCGGUGCACUCCCUUCCUCUUGAGACACAUUCAUCAGCUACUGUAGAUUUUCUAAACUUUUAUUUAACAUCAUACAUCUUACAUUUAGGAAAAGCACCACUGCAAAAAAAUACCACAAAGAGAAUAACAAUUUAUUUCGUUUGGAGACUCUGUUCACAAACCCAAAUGUUCUGGAAUCAAAGACAGGUUUCCAGUUGAAAUGUAUGGAAGCAGAUUCAAUCCGUUCUAGCCCCAAAAUGAAGUUUUGUCCGUGUAUAGUUAAUGAUAAAUACAUUACAAUAAACAAGUGAAAACAUUGUGAAGAAAUAGCUUGCUAUGUUCAGAAGAAAAAUAACCCAACAAGAGCUCUGCUUAGUUAAUUCAUGCACAUCAACAAUGAGAUUCCAAACUAUUUACACUGUAUUAUAUAAAUUCGCCCAUUGGCUUUUGCUCAUGGAACAGCUCAUCCAUUUAUGUAUUGUUGUGCUGUUUCUGUGAUGACUAAGAUGCCACAAGAUAGCGCCAAAUCCCUGUCUAGCACAGAAAGUAGUAAUUGGGAGUCUUCUCCAUCUAUUUUUAAGGUUAACGUUGUAAAAUGAGUGAAAGUGAUUUGAGAUCAUAGUUUGUGCUGUAUUUAUAUAUUGGGAAUCAAACAUGUUUAAGGGAUCUUAAUUACUUUAUUGUUAUUGGCACAGAUGGAUACAUUGUUUUAGAAAACAACUGAUGAGCUUUCACAGCUCACUGAAUGUGUCGAGGCACAAUGGUUGGGAAUGAGAGAGCUACUGUAUUCAACAUCCUUAAUUGAGUGUGCUGCAAUUAGACUAAAUAAACCACAAUUAGUGCACGGUAUCAUUGGCCACGCUGCAAUUUAAAAUGUGCUGCUUUGAUCGCUUACACUUUUGACUUCUUCAGUGUGAUGAUCACAUUGAUUUGCAUUAUGGCAGGUUGACACACACACUCGCACAUACACGCGUGUGUCACUAUGGAACCCAGCUCAUGUUUCUGAAGCCUCCCGUGAAGACUCGUACACCCAACAGGGCGUUCCGAGGCUGGGAUCAAACGGGUUGCGAAGCGCGACAAAAGCCAAGUGAAAUUGGAGAUGAUAGAAGGCAGCAACGAGAAGGAGAGCGAUAGAGUGCGAAGCCGUGGAACCAUUUGUGUCCCCCUGCCCCAUCCCAUCCCACGCGUCUUUUUUAAUGGAAUAUUUUAAAUUAUAGUCAACCUCCAGGACUUUGUAAUGCCCAUUCAUAGUUCUUAUCACUUUAAGGUUAACUGUAUUCAUUCAUGUCAAUGUACAUUAUAUCAUAAUUGUAUAGAUAACAGCACCCUCCAUUGGUUCUGAGGGCACAGCCCCGUUAUUUCACUUACCUCUUUAGUUAGUUAGUUAGUUAGUUAGUUAGUUAGUUAGUUAGUUAGUUAGUUCGUUAGUUAGUUAGUUAGUUAGUUAGUUAGUUAGUUAGUUAGUUAGUUAGUUAGUUAGUUAGUUAGUUAGUUAGUUAGUUAGUUAGUUAGUUAGUUAGUUAGUUAGUGCUUUUGUUCAGACUCCCGUAUAUUUUGGAUGUAAUUCCACUAUCGACUGUUAGAUGGCAGCACUAUUUCAUUUGAACGUGUGUAUUAAACUGAUGAUGAAUAGUAAAAAGAAGGAAUACACUAUUUCAAAUCACCUUUGUUUUUGCUGAAGAUCAUUGAUCAAUCCUCUUUACGCCGACAAAAAGCGACAUCCAAACUUGGGCCGUAUUAUACUUGCAUGAAAGGCUUUAGGCUCAUGAAUAUAAAAAAAUGCAAAACGGUUAAGUACGGUGGGAAAUGAGCUUGCCUCCUUUGUCUGAACCUACUGUACCAUUGUUAAACCAGGCCCGUGACACACAUGGUGCACACUUCUCACCUAAAACCGUGCACGUGUGUACUCUGCAGGGGGUUUUGCAGACUCCCCCUACUCCCUUUUGGGCAAAAGUACCACUUCUAUAAUGUUAUAUAAACAGCCCAACUUGGACGGGGGGACAUGAAAGUGUGUUUUGAGGCAUUAUUUUCUCCCCCUCCACAUGAUUUGGGGCGUCUUCUCAUUGGUCGACUACACGCGACCUGCGCGAGGAGGGGGGCUGCGAGACGCGUGCCGCCUUUUAAACGGACGCCGCGUCUCCAGACACCCAAGACACGCGACCUGCGCUCCUCCUCACGCAGCGCGGAAGCCAAACAGUUCCCGGUAUCGUGUUUAGACCACCACCACCUGUAGGAGUGAUUUGCGCGGCGUGGGGGAGAAACAUGGAUGUCUUAAGCGUGGCAGACUGGUGUCAAGGCGCCAAAGAAGCAAGCUAUGAAAAUGACCCACGCGACUGGCUCGGUCCUGCGCAGCCCUCCGGCACCUGCGACACACGCGACUCUUCGGCGGACUACCUGGGACAUUCACCCUGCUCCAGCACCGGCUCUUAUCACGAAAGUGGCUCACCGUCCUCGGCGGGUCCCCCCAGCCCUCCCAGCUACCGAAAAUCAGCCAAGGGCUCGCUCAAAGUCCGGGACCUGUGUCGCUUGAAGGGCUUGGUGGUCGCCGGACCUGAGCAGGACGCAUCCGCCCGGCAGAGGGCCCCGUCCAGCAAGCCAGCCAACGGCGUGCAGCGGCAGAGACGCGUCGCCGCCAACGCACGGGAGCGGCGGCGCAUGCACGGCCUGAACCACGCUUUCGACGCUCUCCGCAAUGUCAUCCCGGCUCUGGAUAACGACAAGAAGUUGUCCAAGUACGAGACGCUGCAAAUGGCACAGAUAUACAUCAACGCCCUAGCGGAGCUCCUGCAAGACCCGGCGUCAUCUUCGUCCGCCUCCAGUCCGCCAAAGAGCGACCUGGCCCCAUCGCCUUCCGCAGGAUUUGACGGCGGGGCUCCGCAGUCGCUGUCACAGCCGAGGGGCAACUCCUCCGAGGGCCAGCUGGCAGCGCACAUCGAUGCCAUGUCACUGCGCACCGACUUCGACGACGUCUCCUUCCCCGCCUUGCAGGUGGAAGAAGUAGCGGGCUCUCCUUCGGUGGGGGGGCCGGGUGGACGCGUGGACUCGCCCCGCAGCGACGGCGAAUUUUCUCCGCACUCUCACUUCAGUGACUCCGAUGAGAUGGCUUUGGAGGAGGACGAGCUUCACACCGUCUCUUUCUAACAUAUUCUCGCAAAAAUAUCUAUCUAUCAAUACCACUUAAGUCCGACAGUAUCAACCAAAUUGUUCUCAGUUUUUAGACGAUUAUUUCUCUGUGACAUAUUAAUUUGGUUCAUGCCAAUUUGAAGUUGCCAGGUGUCACCGCCAUUCUGUCCCCGCUUCACUUCAACCAAAAAUAAGCAGUCCAGUCUCUGACGAAAUAGAGUUUUUACUAUCAUGUUUGUAUAUUGUAUUUUACUGUUUUGUUUGCAACUUCAAAAGUUCACCAUGUGCACUUUAAAAUAGUAAUUAUGUGUAGCCUAAAUGAGCCAGGGGCUUGACAAAUUAUUUUUAUUCCACACCACAAAAAAUGAGUCAUAAUUUUGCUUGCUUGUAGCAUAGUGCUGCCAAUUCUAGAGCCUAUUAAAUGUAGCCAUCAUUGCUGCCUUCUUUUUUUGUACUUUGCUCUUUUAUAUGUGUGUCUUUUGCUUUCACUGGAUGAGAUUAAUUGACAUGUGUAUUUAUUGUUUUGUUUUGAUUAUAGGUUUUUUUUUUUUAAUACAUAGUUAACUUUUCUGGAAAAGUUAUACUUUUGCCAUUCGUUGUUUGUUCAUUUGAUUUUCGAAAUAAAAAGCAAACAAAAAAAAGUUCUUGUUUUCAACGCUUUGUAGAAAUGAUGCUGGCCACGUACAAACCGAUUUAAUUAUUACUUAUAGAAUAAAUAAGGUUGAAGUCCAUUUGUUACCAGAUGAAAUAUACAAAAGACUUCAUUCAAACUCAAUAAAAAUUACUAAGUGGUGCUCUUUGGCUUUACAUCUUGUGCAUAGAUAUUU
Molecule: messenger RNA, 4974 nt
Organism: Syngnathus typhle (broad-nosed pipefish)
Lineage: Eukaryota; Metazoa; Chordata; Actinopteri; Syngnathiformes; Syngnathidae
Gene: atoh1a
Product: atonal bHLH transcription factor 1a
Exons: 2
Coding region: 3287-4165 (292 amino acids)
Molecular function (GO): protein dimerization activity
Source: RefSeq, a predicted model, not a curated record